Messenger RNA from Trichoderma atroviride IMI 206040, 3103 nucleotides. RefSeq lists its product as uncharacterized. The record is from RefSeq and is a predicted model, not a curated record. NCBI's taxonomy places the organism in Eukaryota, Fungi, Ascomycota, Sordariomycetes, Hypocreales, Hypocreaceae.
AUGGCCAACUCCGUCCGCGCCGCGCUGCUGCGCUUCAUCAAGUGGCUCGACUCGCCCGCGGGCCACGGCGUCCUCAAGUGCACCUUGGCCUACACCAUCGCCAGCCUGGCCACCUUCCUCUCGCCGCUGUCGAGCUUCCUGGGCACGCCCGACGGCAAGCAUGUCGUCGCAACAAUCACCGUCUACUUCCACCCGGCGCGGUCCACCGGGUCCAUGAUCGAGGCCGUCCUCAUCGCCGUCGUGGCCGUCGCGUACGCCGAGCUCGUUUCGAUCCUCUCCAUGGUCACCUCCGUCUUUGUCGGCUCCGUCAUGGGCCUCGUCACCUUGGCGCAUGUGUUGGUCGUCAUCAUCUUCAUCGGCGGCGCCUUUGGCUUCAUGGGAUGGGUCAAGCAGAAGAUGGCGAACCCGCUGGUCAAUGUCGGCAGCACCCUGGCAUCCCUUGCCAUCAUCUCCGUCGUUACGAAAGAAAACGCCGUCGUCUCCAACGUCUUUUCGAAUCAGAAAAUCGUCCAAGUCUUCAAGAUGCUCGUCAUGGGCAUCACAUCCACCGCCGCUGUCAACGUUUUGGUUUGGAGGGUGUCUGCCCGCGAUCUGUUACGGACCUCCUUGGCCAAGGCAACCGUCUCGCUGGGGGGCAUGCUCUCAUCCAUCACCGCGAGCUUUCUCAAGGGAGUGGAAGAAGGAGACAUGUCUGCCCAGUUUUCUGCAGCCUCGGCCACCUACAACACGACGAACCCGCAAAUGCUCAAAAACCUGCGAGAGGCAAAGUUUGAGGACUACCUCCUCGGCCGCGAGAAGAUAUACGUAUUGCAGAGAUCCACAGUCAAGGCCAUCGAGACUCUUGCUCGCUCCAUCGGCGGCCUACGCAGCGCGGCUAAUACCCAGCUGUCCCUCCUCAGGCAGGCCGAAUCAGACGAUGGGCCGCCACCCUUGACCCGAUUUCUAACAGUUUCGUCCCUUGGCGACUUUGAAGGCAUAUCUCCUAGCAGUUCCAGUCCAAAAACUAUCCAAGGGACGAGCAGACCCAAUUCACCAGGGCGGCGACCAAGCACUGCGACGCAACAGGAUGGCCCUGCGCCGGCAGCCGUCUUUCAUCUAUUUGUCGACUUAAUGGGGCCUUCGAUGAAGACGCUGACCGAAAGCCUUGUUCAGAUUCUCCAAGAGCCGCCUCUAGGAACCUCGUCCGAUUUUGAAGUGACCAUCAGCGAAGAACUUCGGCAUAACCUCACCGAGGCGCUCGGGGAAUUCAAUGCGGCAAGGUCCAACGCCUUGCAACAGGUGUACACCAUGGUUGAACAAGAAAAGUCUACUUCGCGACGGAUACAGGCUGGCUUGGAGGAGAUUGCCGCCGCCUGUGGACAUUUCAGCUUCAGUUUGCAGACAUUUGGCGAGGAAAUGCAAAAAUACCUCGAUGUGCUCGAUGACCUCAAGUAUGUCAACGAACAUAGCAAGAAAAGCUGGCGCUGGAUUUUCUGGUGGAGGAAAGAGGACGUUACUGCGCCAGGACGUAAAAUGUCGAGCCUACCGUUUGAAACUUCACCGGAAGCCGAAAGCCUGAUCAAGCCCAUCCGGAAGCGCGAUAUGCCCAGGGGCAUUCCAGACUCCAUGAUCCGCCGCAGAGACACUUAUAACUGGCAAGCAGCGCCCAAUGCCAGCAAGAUACUGUCCAUGUUUUCUCAGUCUGUCAUGAAAUUCGCUAGAAAAAUUGCCCGAGACGACAUAUUGUUUGGUCUCAAGGUGGGCAUUGGCGCUUCUCUUUGGGGAAUGCUCGCCUUCAUAGAAGAGACUCGAGACUAUUAUAACCACUAUCGUGGCGAAUGGGGACUCUUAUCCUUCAUGAUUGUUUGCUCCAUGACGGUCGGCGCUUCCAACACAACCGGCUGGGCUCGGUUCCUGGGAACAUUUUUCGGUGCCUUCUUCUCCUUGUUCAACUGGACCGUCAGCCAGGGUAAUGCGGCGGCGCUCAUCGUACUCGGAUGGGCGGUCAGCUUCUGGAACUUUUAUCUCAUCGUCGCCCGAGGCAAAGCUCCGCUGGGUCGCAUGACCAUACUGGCAUACAACGUGUCAACGCUUUACGCCUAUAGCUUGAGCCAGCGGGUCGACGACGACGACGACGAUGAGGGUGGAAUACACCCGAUUAUGAUGAAGAUUGUAAAGCAUCGUGUCAUUUCCGUCAUAACGGGCAUCCUCUGGGGAUUGAUUGUCUGUCGAGUCAUCUGGCCCAUCUCAGCUCGCCGGAAGUUUAAGGAAGGGGUUUCUAUGCUCUAUCUUCAAAUGGGUCUCAUUUGGCGGCGAGGACCGCUGGCUAUUUUGCUCCGCACCGACUGUUCUGAGAGUUACCUCAAGUCUGGGGAGCAGGUGGCCAUGCAACGGUACGCUAGCCGCCUGGAAAGUCUGCGCCAAUCGGCCUCGUCGGAAUUUGAGCUUCGCGGCCCUUUUCCAUUUGAGACAUAUGGCCGCAUCAUGCGCAGCACCAACCGGAUCCUGGACAGUUUCUACGCCAUGAGCCUGGUAACACAUCGGGAAGGGAAUCUUAGUCCAGGCGAGCGAGCCCUUUUGGAGUACACAGCAGCGGAGAGAGCCGUCUUGUGCGACCGUAUAUGCCACGUCUUUCAAGUGCUCGCCAGCUCCAUGAUGCUGGAAUACCCUUUGACCGACGCGGUUCCCAGCGUCAUUGGCAUCCGCGAUCGGCUGCUGGCCAAGAUUUUCCAAUUCCGCAAGGAGCACUCACCCGAAGCUGUUCGAAACCUGGGCUUUAUCGAAGAGAAUGAAGCCGAGAAUGGCGAGAGUAGCCGUGACACUACAGCUGCUGCUAGCAGCAGUGACACACAAGUCAGCUUAACGAUAGCUGAGGAGAGGGACUAUGCUCUCAUUUAUGCAUAUACGCUGGUUACGGGCCAGGUGGCACAGGAGCUCAAGAUUGCCGAGAAGGAGAUUGAGAGUUUGUUUGGUAUACUCAACGAAGAGUCACCACUGCUUGUAUAAUAGAUGGGGGUGGCCAGGGAGGCAAAGUGGCACAAAGAUUGGAUAUGAUACCCUGUUUGAACAAUUGCUAUUCAAGAAGCACUGAGCAUAUGAUUUUGAGUAUAAAUUGCUAGCAUAC